UGUUCCGCCGCUUUUGAAACACCUUCUCCUCCCUCGUAGUUUAAACUGUUUCAAUGGCUAACACGAAGGAGAAACCUGUUGAUGAUGUGAACCCAGAAGUGAAAGAAGCUGAGAAGGCAGAGGAAGUUGAAGAACAGAGAGACGUCAUAGAGAAAGAAGAGGAAGAAGAAGAAGAGAAAGAUAAGAGCUUCGAGGAGCUACGUCUUGAUCCUCGUCUCAUUCGUGCCUUAACUAAAAAGGGUAUAGAGAAACCCACUCCUAUUCAGCAAACAGCUAUUCCUUUCAUUCUGGAAGGGAAAGAUGUGGUUGCUAAAGCUAAGACGGGCUCAGGUAAGACCUUGGCUUACCUUCUUCCAUUGCUCCAGAAGCUGUUCUCAGAUUGUGGAAGCAAGAAGAAGAAGCCUGCUCCUUCUGCUUUUAUUCUAGUUCCUUCUCGAGAACUAUGCCAGCAGGUGUAUGCAGAGGUUUCUUCGCUUAUAGAGUUGUGUCGUGUUCAGAUUAAAGCAGUGCAGUUGACUAGUAGCAUGCCUCUAUCUGAUAUGCGUAACGCAUUGGCUGGACUGCCUGAGAUUCUUGUGACGACACCUGCUUGUAUUCCAAAAUGUUUUGCUGACGGAGUUUUAGAUCCUGCAGCCAUCAGUGACUCGCUUGAAAUUUUGGUUCUCGAUGAGGCAGAUCUUUUGUUGUCGUAUGGAUAUGAAGACAAUCUAAGGUCGGUCACUUCAAUAGUUCCAAGACGUUGCCAGUGUCUUCUCAUGUCUGCUACGACAAGUUCUGAUGUUGAGAAACUGAAGAAAUUGAUUCUGCACAACCCGGUCGUUUUGACUUUGCAAGAAGGUGCUGACAAGGAAGAGCCCGUCCCAAGUAAUGUUCAGCAGUUUUGGAUAUCUUGCAGUGCUCAGGAUAAACUGCUUCACAUUCUUGCUCUCCUGAAGCUAGAGGUGGUUCAGAAGAAAAUUCUUAUAUUCAUCAAUACCAUUGACAUGGGUUUCAAGUUGAAAUUAUUCUUAGAAAAGUUUGGUAUCAAAACUGCAAUCUUAAACGGAGAAUUGCCUCAGAACUCUCGGCUUCACAUCCUUGAGCAAUUCAAUGCAGGUCUUUUUGAUUAUUUGAUUGCAACGGAUGAUAAUAGCCAACAGACAAAAGCAAAGGAAGAGGCUAAAGACGAAGAUAACAAGGAGAAAACCAAAAACAAAAGGCGGUUCAAACCAAAGCUGGACGCUGAGUUUGGUGUAGUUAGAGGAAUCGAUUUCAAAAAAGUUCACACGGUCAUAAACUAUGAUAUGCCUCAAAGUGUGACAGGAUAUAUUCAUCGCAUAGGGCGUACAGGGAGAGCAUAUAGCAGCGGUUCUUCUGUUUCUCUUGUUUCUCCUGAUGAGAUGGAAGGGUUUGAAGAAAUAAAAUCCUUCUUGGCAGGUGAAGAUGACAAGGAUAGUGAUGUCAUCACACCCUUCCCAUUGUUGACAGAGAAUGCUGUAGAGUCUUUAAGAUAUAGAGCUGAGGAUGUUGCAAAGAGUGUUACAAAGAUUGCUGUUAGAGAGUCUCGAGCUCAGGAUUUAAGAAAUGAGAUUAUCAACUCUGAAAAGUUAAAGUCUCAUUUUGAAGCUAAUCCAAGAGACUUAGAUCUGUUGAAACAUGACAAGCUUCUGAGUAAGACUGCGCCUGCACCGCAUCUGAAGGACAUCCCUGAGUAUCUAGUGGACCCAAAGACUCAAGAAGCAAGCAAUAUGGUGAAGCUAGCUAGAGCAGCAAUGGGAAACAGUAGAAGAUCCGGCGGUGGUCGCAACAACGCAAACAAAAAACGAUCAAGAAAAGGCGGUGACCCUCUGAAAACCUUCAGCGCCAAUGGAUCUAAGAGAAGACGUAGUGGCGGCGUUGGCCAGAAGAAAGAUGGUAAAGGAUCUAGUGAUGGCCUGACCAAGAAACAAAGGACAGCUUAACAUUAUUUCGUUUUACUUAUGUCUAAUCAAAUUUUGACUC
This is a messenger RNA of Brassica oleracea var. oleracea, 1980 nucleotides long. RefSeq names its product DEAD-box ATP-dependent RNA helicase 16-like. The record is from RefSeq and is a predicted model, not a curated record. The transcript is spliced from 14 exons. Bases 54 to 1940 code for a protein of 628 amino acids. Lineage: Eukaryota; Viridiplantae; Streptophyta; Magnoliopsida; Brassicales; Brassicaceae. Gene Ontology annotation, cellular component: nucleolus. Gene Ontology annotation, molecular function: ATP binding; nucleic acid binding; RNA helicase activity.